AUGUUUUGCUCUCUAUUCUUCAUAUAUCUCAAAUUUCUCACGCCAAAUUCUAACAAAUCUUGCUUCAUUGCUUCCAACUAUUUCUUCUUUGGAUAUCCUCUUCUUUUUUCCCCAUUUAUCCUCCUUCAGUAUUGUUUUAACAUUUCCAUUUACUGGCCGUAUAAUGUGAUCAACCAAUCAAGCUCUUUGAGUUCGUAUUUUUGUCGUAAUUGCUGGUUUUCCAUAUAUUUUCAUUAUUUCUUUAUUUGUUUAUCUUCUCCAAAUACUCUCUGCCGUCUUUAUUUUUCCGAAGAUUUUUCUGAGCACCUUUCUUUUCCAAAUCUCUACUUAUUUUUCUUCCUGUUGGUUCAUAAUCCAAGUUUCACUGGUAUACAUCAUUGUGGGUCUGAUUACAGUCUCGUAGAUUUGCAGUUUAGCUGUUUUUGGCACAUUUUUUGCUUUCGGUAA
Molecule: messenger RNA, 447 nt
Organism: Diabrotica balteata
Lineage: Eukaryota; Metazoa; Arthropoda; Insecta; Coleoptera; Chrysomelidae
Source: the annotation of a GenBank genome assembly